AACAAAAAGAAACAAAACACGGCCGAGUAGAAAGACGUCAUGUCAAUGUCAUUUUUUUUUAAUGCCUCAAGUUAGUGACCAACGUGGCGAAAUUCCGAGCAGUCCUUGAAUACCUCAGCACUACUUGACUGGAAGGGAUGGAACUGCGACGUUGGUGUUUUUGUUUUUUUCUUCUCCACAAAUUCACAUGAUGAACGCCCGCUAGCCGCUCGGCUGUAACAAAAGCACCGCCGCUUUAGCUGGUUUUCUACCAGGAAAGGAUAAAAUGACAGAUUAAUGCCAUGUUUUUUUUCUUCACCGAGGACAAGGAACAUAACAAGAGUGUCGUACCUUUCAGCCACAGUGGACGGCGUGUGGGGAUGCUCUUGGCGGCUCGAAUGUAGAAACUAGUAACUAUAUAACCCACUGGGACCUUUUCGGUCAACGUAUACAACAUUUGCUUUUCUUUUUUUGUUUUUUUUUAAUUGUUGCACUUUGGAUUUCGGUCGGCAUCCAAAAGGAAAGCGAAGACGAGGUCAUUCGACUGAAACCCUAAUCAAUAAAGAGAUGACCCUCGUCUUGUCCAUGAAUCCUUUCCUGGAGCCAGAGAGAGAACAUCCCCUCUCAACAUACCAACCAGUAUGGAAGACGGAGCGCUGCAAUAAGACCUGCCUAUCAAACACCACCUCACCAAGCCACACUGAAGACAAACCAAAACAGGAACCUCCCUUUCGGCGACUUCCUGACCACGUGUCAAUGUCAAGACUCUCAUUCUUCAAGAGGAAGUUUGUCGAUGACGACGAGGCUUCGUUCAGUUUCAGGACAUACUGCCAAACUGUGGCUCCAGUUUUGGAGGAGCGGGCCCAUGUGCUGCGUCUUUCCCUGGAGAAGAUGCGAUUCAUCGAUGACCCCGAGGCUUUUCUGCGACGCUCAGUGCUUGUUAAUAACCUCCUUCGGCGUCUACGAACUGAAAUCCUUCUCCAGAGCACUGACUGGUGCUUCCCUCCCAACCCAGUUCUUAGCACUAUCUUGCCACCGGGCUCAAACCCCACGAAUCAGGCACUAAGCAGGGCUGUACCCACCCCAAUCUGCUUAGCACCCCAAGCCGGACCACCCUUUCGUAAGCGCUUCCGAAUGGUCCGUGCGGGACAGGGGGACCUUCGCAGUGACUGUGCCCAGACGUGUUGUUGUUUCUAUGCUGCAGCCGCAGCUGCGGGACACUACCUUCCGCUUCCGUUCUCCAUGUACGAUGCAGAACUAUCCUCGCCGCACUCAUCCUCCGUCUUUCAAAUAGCCAGUCACCAUAAGUUAGGACUGACCGUCAUCGAAGGCCAUGAUGAUGAGGAUGACGAGGCUGAGGAGGAGGAGGAGCUUGAUGACGAGGAAGAGGAGGAUGAAACAGUUAGUGAAAGACGACAAGCAGGACCUUCUUCCGGUUGGGUUCAAGGCAAAGGCAAGUCGAAACAGAAAAGUAGGACUAGGAGCCUGCUGGGUCACACAAGGACAGAGGCGGACAGCUGCAUGACAGGCAGCAUUGAAGAGGAGGAGGAUGGUGAACUCGAGGAAGACGAAGAGGAAGAUCAUGGCAUCACACAUUGUGAAUGGGACCCUGCUUCAGAACGAGAUCUUCUCAGUGUUCACUAUUGGUACCAAAGGGGUCACAGACAAUGAGAUGUUGCUUGCAUUGGUACUCACACGAAUCCAUUCGUAUCGUGCUGCACUUGGCUGCCAUUCCCCCUCCUCCUGGCCCCAUCUGACCUGCACUCACACUGAGCGUCCGUGCUUCGUACUUGUACAUCGCUGUGUUACUGUUCUUAUUUUGGCUGAUUAUUGCUUUUGUGCAAGGUUGCGACUGUCAUUAAUUGCGAGAGGAGCAAUUGAGUGCGCCGUGGGUUUGACCUUCGUAUUUUAUUUCUAUUAUGUAUCGUGUCUUAUUAUUAAGAACUUGCGAGGAACGAUUGCUUUACAGUCAUUCCACGACUCCACUACAUUGCACGUGUGGCAACCGUGGCAGAGGAGGGGUAGUGUACCGUGCUUGGUCACGGGUCAGCGCACUCACGCCAGCCAAACGUGCCGUGUGUGAAGUGGGCUUGAGCACGGUGCAAUCGACCUCGUGUGAGUACAGCCUCGGUCUUGUAGAAUAUAAAUACACUCAUGACAACAACUUCUUUAGUUGAACUUUACCUCGAACCCCAACUUUAUUUCAGUGAUCUGAAAAAAUGUCUUUAGUUCCCCCUACCAUGAUAUUAGGGGCAGACCCCUCUGUCUCCACUUGGUUUCGAUUUGGUGGAUUAUUUUUGGAGUCUUUCUCUUGCUUUCUACUAUGGUUGUCAAAUUUAACUGGCGGUGAACGAUCGCAACUACGCUGCAUGCGCGCAUGUGUGCACGCGUGUGUGCCACCCAUGACGCCCCCCAAAGCUAUCCCCCCCCCACCAACACCACCAACACCACCAACACCAUUAUAUUAGAGGCAGAACCCUCUGUCUCCACUUGAUUUCAAUUUGGUGGAUUAUUUUUGGAGUCUUUAUCUUGCUUUCUACUAUGAAGGGCUGUCAAAUUUAGCUGGCGGUGAACGAUGACAACUACGCCACAUGCGCACAUGUGUGUGCCACCCAUGAUGCCCUCCGCCCCCCCCAAAGGUAUAACCCCAGGGGAAACACUGCUCUCUCUUUCCGCUCCAUUGUGAGAAUAAACGAGGAAAAAAAUUGGGCCUCAACAUUUCUUCAUACGUUGUGCUGUAAUGUUAAAUAUGAAGCGAUCGUAUUGCACUGUCUUGUCUCCCAAGACCAUUUCCAAGAUUCAGCAAUCACAAACAUGGGCAAAACACGUGUAAGUGCCUUAGUGUUUUUACAGAAACGUGUAUUUUGUGUGUUCAUAUAAUUGUUCUUUAGUAGCGAUCUCCUAAAUGACAUUUUGCUAAAUGCAGUGAUGUUUUCCGAUGUGGUUAAAAUGUUGGAUUUUGGAAGGACACUAGAUAGACACAUCCAAAAUGUUCUUUUGCACUUGGAGUGCAUGUGAUUGAGUGUCUGCACUGAACUUAGACAAACUUGACCCGACCUUGAAGGAAACAUCGGUUACUACUUGAUGAAGUGUAGUUUGGUUUCUCCUAGGGAUGUUUUAGCUGUAGUUUUUCUUGUUUUGCCUUACAAUAAUUGAAUCUCAUCAUGGACAGGUAAUAUUUGUCAUCUUGGCUGCAAAUUCAUUAUGAAUUAAAUCUGUAAUCAAUAUUGUAAUUCAGUUUUCUGUUUUUUUGUUUUAAAAAAAGGGGGGUUUGUUGUGAAUUGGCGCAAGUGAACGUACACUGUCCAGUGGAACCCACCUAAGUCAGUCUCGCUUAUGUCGACAGCGCAUCUUGAGUCGAGCAACUCAUCAAGUCGGGCCCACCAUGUUGUUAUUAUUUACAAGUUUAGGGCAGCAGUGGCGGAGGAUUUAAAGCAGGUUAUCCAGAACCUGAAGGUUGGUGGUUGACCGCUAUUGUCGACAUAUAAUUUGCAACCCACAGGGAUCAUUUUUAUGAAAAAUCUGCCCACUUAUGUGCUGUAGUAUUGUUGACUUCAUCGUUAUCGCUAUAUUGUGAAACGACAACAGCUACAGUUGCAGGGCAUGUGAUUGACUGGCGAACUCAGCUCACCCUUGACCCCCAUGAGGACAGGCAAUAUAGAAACUGGUUGGAUGGAUAGUUACACAGCAUUAAAACAUGCACACAUUCAAACACGCUAUGACACCAGUCACUAGGUGUCAGUAAUGUUUCUGUAAUGUUCGCUGAGACACACAAACACCAAACUUGAUUGCCAGAACAACAGGAUUAUAUUGCAGGUUUCAAUGAUCUCACAACGGGCACAAUAAUCCCUAGUAAAUAUCCAUGAUAAAAAGACAGGCUACUGUUGCUGCAGUAACCCAUGGCAAGCUAAAACUCAACUCUGAAACCCAAACGUCACGCCCUGUCCUCCUGCCACUCAGCUCCCCAAGGGAACACAUCUAUAGCAACACACACAAGCACAAGUCUUAUUUAUGUCUUAAAUUAUUAAUUCUUAUCAUUUACUCAUGUUAUAAUAAUCAUAAUGAUAAUGGAUUAGAUUUUAUACCCAAAGCACUUCACAAUGAAGUAAACCCAUUAUUCAUUCACUCCUCAGUCACACACCGGUGGUGGUAAAUUACAUCUGUAACCACAGCUGCCCUGGGGUAGUCUGACGGAAACGUGGCUGCCAAUUUGCACCUCUCCGACCACCACCAAACAUUCAUUCACAUUCAUACACCAGUGUGGGCAGUACUGGAGGCAAGGUGGGUGAAGUGUCAUGCCAAGGGAGACAACAGCUCUACCUCCUGAGCCACAGCCGCCCAAUAUGUCUACUAUAUUGGAUAAUACGAGUGUAAAGGUGACUAUAGGAGUGUUAUUUAAUGUCUAAAGGGCUCAAAUGUUAAAAUAAUUAUUCAGAAGGUAAACAGGUUUUCUAUAAGUAUGAAAAUAUUCCUUUUAUUGUUUUUAUUUUGAUUCUUUUGUUUUCAUAUCAUUUUAUACUCUUAUAUAGACACGUCACCAUAAAGUGACAGAUGUUUCAUACAAAUGACCCCUUUGUGUCACAUUUUAUUUGACAAAAAGCCGUCAACUGUGUAUGUUGACGUAAUAAUACGGUGGACCGGGACUUAACGAGUUGGUCGACGUACAUGGCAUUACGGGACUGACCUAAGCGGGCUCCACUGUCAUUACAGUUGCAAUUAUAUCAUUGCAAUUUGCUGUACUUGCUGGUGUGAAAGCACUCAUGUAGUCAAAAGACUAUGUAUGUAUGUAAGUGCUCAAAUUGAAAGACAUCCAUAGCACCUUUAAUUGAUAAUACAAGUGUAUAGAACAAAAGCACUCUCAUUCCUUAACAGUGAUGACAAACCCAUGUAAAAAGAAAAGCUAUAAAUAAUAGAUCACAUGCCACCUUAAGUUUCUAGAACGAGUGAAACCCCCGUUAUUUUGACAGGUAUCAAGACGGUUUAUGUUAAGCGUGUCUUCCUUGCCUCUCAUGUAAUGUUCAAAACAACACAAAAACAUCACUAAUGACUAGUUUGGCAACUGUGACUCUGACAAAUUGUCCAGCAAAGAAACGAAACGAUUUCAUAUGCCUUUCUACAGCGUGCAAAAUCCUGUGUCUAUCAGUGGUAUUAUUUUGUUUCACAGAAGGAAUUACACAAAGCUAUGUACUGAAGGAAAGAAAAAAAAAAGUAAGAAACUGUCUAAUGAAAAACAACAUAAGAGCAAGAGUUCUGUCACAUUCUAGGUGGUGUUCUGUGAUAGGUGUAAAGUAAAAACAAACCGGUUUCUUUUCUAUUCUCUAUUAAAACUAUGUUUAUCCUUAA
Dunckerocampus dactyliophorus (ringed pipefish) is the source of this 5322-nucleotide messenger RNA. It is a transcript of the gene sertad4, whose product is annotated as SERTA domain containing 4. Gene Ontology annotation, cellular component: nucleus. Bases 547 to 1650 code for a protein of 367 amino acids. The transcript is spliced from 4 exons. NCBI's taxonomy places the organism in Eukaryota, Metazoa, Chordata, Actinopteri, Syngnathiformes, Syngnathidae. The record is from RefSeq and is a predicted model, not a curated record.